Molecule: messenger RNA, 2821 nt
Organism: Vitis vinifera (wine grape)
Lineage: Eukaryota; Viridiplantae; Streptophyta; Magnoliopsida; Vitales; Vitaceae
Product: G-box-binding factor 1
Exons: 11
Coding region: 447-1325 (292 amino acids)
Biological process (GO): regulation of DNA-templated transcription
Cellular component (GO): nucleus
Molecular function (GO): sequence-specific DNA binding; DNA-binding transcription factor activity
Source: RefSeq, a predicted model, not a curated record
UAGGUCACGUGUCAUCUGCCAAACCCUACGGCCGCAGGACUGAGUCCCAGCUUCCGCCUAUAGGAGACAGCCACACCUACACCCACACCAGAUCACCUCCUCUUCCAAAUCCCAACACUCGGAGGGAAUCGGAAUCCUUCUCUCUCCACCUCUGCUGUCAGUGUUAGUGCUGCUGCCCCUCCCUCCCUCCCUCCCUCCCUCCCUCUCUUUUCAGCUGCUCAGAUUUGCCUCUUCCCUAUUCCCUAACCCUAGCUUGUCUGCUAUUGUUCACAAAUCAAUCUCACCUAGCGGCUUUUUUCGGUUUCGCCUACCACCACCACCUCUUCUACCUGGUUCUUCAGUCGCCUUUCAACCAGGCUGAAUAGAAACUACUAAAGAUAUAAGAAUCUGGUGAUAGGCAGUUGUAAUUAAGGGGUUUUUAAGGAGUUGAUGUCCUGCUGAUCUGAAUGGGGGCUGGGGAAGAUACCACACCUACUAAGCCUUCCAAACCAACUUCUUCAGCUCAGGAAAUGCCAACGACGCCCUCAUAUCCUGAGUGGUCGAGCUCUAUGCAGGCUUAUUAUGGUCCUGGAGCUACACCACCUCCCUUUUUUGCUCCCUCUGUUGCUUCUCCAACUCCCCAUCCAUAUCUGUGGGGAAGCCAGCAUCCUUUAAUUCCUCCAUAUGGAACACCAGUUCCAUACUCAGCCUUAUAUCCUCCAGGAGGUGUUUAUGCACAUCCUAAUUUGGCCACGGCUCCAAGUGCAGCACAUUUAAACCCUGAGUUGGAAGGGAAAGGCCCUGAGGGAAAAGACAAGGCUUCAGCAAAGAAAUCUAAAGGAACAUCAGGAAAUACUGUUAAGGGUGGCGAGAGUGGAAAGGCAGCUUCAGGCUCAGGAAAUGAUGGUGCCUCACCAAGUGCUGAAAGUGGAAGUGAGGGUUCAUCAGAUGCAAGUGAUGAGAAUACUAACCAACAAGAAUUUGCUUCUAGUAAGAAGGGAAGUUUCAAUCAGAUGCUUGCUGAUGCCAAUGCACAGAAUAACAUCUCUGGAACAAGUGUUCAGGCUUCAGUUCCUGGGAAGCCUGUAAUAUCUAUGCCUGCAACUAAUCUAAAUAUUGGGAUGGACUUAUGGAGUGCAUCUCCUGGGGGCUCUGGAGCUACAAAACUGAGACCAAAUCCAUCUGGCAUCUCAUCUUCUGUUGCUCCAGCAGCAAUGGUUGGGCGUGAAGGCGUUAUGCCCGACCAGUGGAUUCAAGAUGAACGUGAACUCAAAAGACAAAAGAGGAAACAAUCUAACAGGGAGUCAGCUAGGAGGUCGAGAUUACGGAAGCAGUUGGAAUACUAGAGGUCUUGGUUCUAGAAAGAAGAGAAGGGUAGUAAAGGAUUUUCUUGGCCAUGAAAAUCCGGAUGUUGUUCUGUUGCAAGAAAUAAAGAGGGAGUCAUGCGACAGGAGGUUUAUGAGUAGUGUGUGGAAGGCCAGGAACAAAGAAUGAGUUGUUCUCCCAACUAUUCGGGCUUCAGGAGGUAUGACAAUCCUUUGGGAUGCUUUGAAGUUUAAGUGCUUAGAGGUUGUCCUAGGGUCUUUCUUAGCAACAGUAAAGUUGGAAUCAAAGGAAGAAAGAUUUUUUUGGCUCACUUUAGUUUCUAGUACUUUCCACUUUAGAAAGGACUUUUAGGCGGAGCUUCAAGAUAUUUCUGUCUUAGCUUGUCCGAAAUGGUGUGUUGCUGGGGAUUUUAACGUUAUAAGAAGAAUUUUAGAAAAGUUAGGAGGUUCCAAGUUAACCCUAAGUAUGAGGGAUUUUGAUGAUUUUAUAGGGAAAGUGAGUUAAUUGAUCCUCCUUUUAAGAAUACUUCUUUCACUUGGUCAAAUUUGUAAGAAAACCCCGUUUGCAAGAGGUUGGAUGGAUUUUUAUUUUCAAGUGAGUGGGAGCAGGGAUUCCCUCAAAGCAUCCAAGAAGCACUCUCUAGAUUGAGACAUCGAAUCAUUGUCCAAUUGUUUUAGACAUCAAUUCUUUUAAUUAGGGACCAAUACCUUUUAGAUUUGAUAACAUGUGGUUGUUUUAUCAAAUUUCAAGGAAAAUUUCGAUUGUUGGUGGAAUGAGUGUUGGUUUGAAUGAUGGGAAGGUCACAAAUUCAUGAAAAAGUUAUAGUUUGUCAAGUCAAAGGAAAAGGUGUUCUGGAAGCAAAAAACAAGGGUUAAAUGGAUAAAAGAGAAGGGGAUUGUAAUUUUAAAUUUUUUCAUAGGGUGGCUAAUGGUAGGCAUAAUAGGAAGUUUAUCAGGUCCUUGAUUGUAAUUCUAAAUUUUUUCAUAAGGUAGCCAAUGGUAAGCGGAAUAAGAAGUUCAUCAAGUCCUUGGUGUUAGAGGAUGAGGUAGUUUUAGAUUGCAUUGAAAGCAUUUCGGAGGAGAUCAAACUUCAUUUUGGGAAGUUAUUCUCCAAACCUUUAGGUGGCUCAUGGAUAAUAGAAGGCUUGGAUUGGUCUCCCAUUUCAACAAAGAAUGUUAAUUGGCUGGAUCGCCCUUUUUCAAAAUAAGAGAUUCAAAAUGUCGUGUUGCAUUUAAAUAAGAAAAAGGCCCUUGGCCCAGAUGGCUUCACCAUUGUGUCAUAUCAAGAGUGUUAAGAGACAAUUAAGGACAAUCUUUUAAGGGUGUUCUUAGAGUUUCACAAUAAUGGGAUAAUUAAUCAAAGCACUAAUGCAACCUUCAUUGCUCUAGUGCCAAAAAAGAGUCAAACCAAUAGAAUCUCAGAUUUUAUAGACCUAUCAGUUUGGUUACUAGUUUGUACAAGAUCAUAGCUAAGGUACUUUUAGGGCAGCUGUAUUUGAGAAAAUAAAGGGUUAAUC